Messenger RNA from Thlaspi arvense, 833 nucleotides. The record is from the annotation of a GenBank genome assembly. NCBI's taxonomy places the organism in Eukaryota, Viridiplantae, Streptophyta, Magnoliopsida, Brassicales, Brassicaceae.
CGCAUAAGAAAAGAAGAAAAAAAUAGAGAAUUCAACGUUAGCUAUGGAGAAUGAAGCGUUUGUAGAUGGUGAAUUACAGUCUCUUUUGGGGAUGUUUAACUUUGAUCAAUCCUCAUCUGACGACUCGAGCUUCUACAAUGAUCAAAAUCAUGAGAUUGAUGUUUUCUCUUCUAAUGAUUUCUUCCCAUUUGCUACAAUUCUUCAUGGGAAUAAAUCGGCCGUUCAUGAUGGUAUUAAUCACCAAACGAACCUUUAUCAGCACUCAAUACAAGAGCUCGUGAAACCAAUGAAGAAGCAAAAGUUAAGCCCGGAAAGCAAUUUGGUCACCGAGCCUAACACUACUUGGAGAGAUGGUCAGAGCAUAAGCAGUUUGAUCAAUAGUUCAGAUGAUGAGAAAUCUUUAGGUUCCAAUACCUCAAAAAGCUUUAAAGGCAAAGCAAAACCAAACAAACGGAUAGCUAAUGAUCCUCAGAGCCUAUACGCUCGGAAACGAAGAGAGAGAAUAAACGAUAGGCUAAAGACAUUGCAGAGCCUAGUUCCGAACGGGACAAAGGUCGAUAUAAGCACGAUGCUUGAAGACGCCGUUCACUACGUGAAGUUCUUGCAGUUGCAAAUUAAGCUCUUGAGUUCUGAUGAUCUAUGGAUGUAUGCACCUCUUGCUCACAAUGGCCUCAAUAUGGGAUUACAUCACAAUCUUUUGUCUCGGCUUAUGUGAAGAUAAAAUAUCAUUGAAGUAACAUAACUUAGUUGGUGUUUUGGUUUUUUCUGUUUAUGGUAUUUUGUUGUUCGAGUUGUUCAGUGUUUCUGUGUCAUUUCCAUUCUAUCAACUUCAC